GUAUACCAAAGAAGACUAAAUAGCGCUAAUGCAAGUUUUGUUUCUAAUAUUCUCUUCGACGAAAUUGACAAUAUAAACAAAAACAAAAAAUGGCAAAAAAGCAAAAGAUAGCUGCAGUUAGACUAUUUCUUACAUGGAAACACCAUCCAACUGCUUAAUAGGAAUGAGAAUUCAUAUGUGGUAACACUCUUUUGUGUCUGUGACACCAAAGACAAUGACAAAAGAAAACAAAACAAGUGACGCUGCCGGCACCAGAAUGUGAUUUUUUGCAUCGUCGGAAGUUAAAUAAAGUUUUAACUGGUUUUUAGGCAAUAAAAUGUCUCGGAAAUUAUUGGAAAAUGUAUCAAAUGUUUGUGUGUGGAAAAUAAGUGUGAAAAAAUAGGAAAAUAAAAGAAUUCAAAGCAAAAAAGCCAAAAAUAUGUUGUGAUCAUGGCAAGUGCCUCGGUUUGGUGAUGUGAUGUUUUUUUCUAUUGAAAGAAUAAAAAUGUCAGAAUUCUACGUGAAUUCAUUGAAAUGAUUAAAGAAAUGUCUAGCAAAGAAGACUGAUUAGCGCUAAGACAAAUUUUGUUUUUAAUAUUUUCUUCAACAAAAUUGACAAUAUUAACAAAAACACAAAAAACAUACGAAAGCUGCAGUUAGACUAUUUCUCACAUGGAAACACCAUCCAACUGCCUAAUAGGAAUAAGAAUUCAUAUCUGGCAACACCCUUUUGUGUUUGUGACACCAAAGACAAUGACAAAAGUAAACAGAAAAGUGACGCUGCCGGUAACAAAAGGUAAAUUUUCGCAUCGUUGGAAGUUAAAUAAAGUUUUAAUUGGUUUUUAGAAAAUAAUUGUGUCGGAAAUGAUUGGAAAAUGUGUGCCAAAUAUUUGUGAGUGAAAAAUAAGUGUAAAAAAUAGAAAAAUAAAAGAAAUCUGUGCAAAAAAGCCUUAAAUAUGUUGUGAUCAUGGCAAGUGCCUCGGUUUGGUGAUGUGAUGUUUUUUUAUGUUUAAGACAACUAAAAAGUGUGAGAAAUGUUCGCGAUUUCAUGGAAAAGACUGAACAAACAUCUGAAAAAAGGAGAUACCUUAGAUUUAAGGAUUUUAAACGCCAGUCAAAUGGCUGCCUGGGAUGGCCGACAGGCCGAAAGACCAUCAUCGAACGAAUGGAUGGAUCGAUCGAUCGUUUUAUUGUUGGCUUUGUGAUAAAGAUGGUUAUUUGGACAGCCAACAAUAGCGGCAGCAACAACAACAACAACAGGAAUUCUCCUCUGUGCUAUUCGAAUCGCAAAACAACUUUUCCAAUGAAGCUGUUACAUUUGCAACCAUUUGCUCAACAUUCGCUUCGGUUUCAACAAUAAAUUUUAGAGCUGAAAAAUCAAUAAUUGUUCAUGUGGUGCUUAAUUCCCUUUUAAGACAAGCAGGAUAAUCGGAAAUUCA
Messenger RNA from Musca domestica (house fly), 1418 nucleotides. RefSeq lists its product as uncharacterized. The record is from RefSeq and is a predicted model, not a curated record. NCBI's taxonomy places the organism in Eukaryota, Metazoa, Arthropoda, Insecta, Diptera, Muscidae. The transcript is spliced from 5 exons. Bases 1028 to 1339 code for a protein of 103 amino acids.